Molecule: messenger RNA, 941 nt
Organism: Nilaparvata lugens (brown planthopper)
Lineage: Eukaryota; Metazoa; Arthropoda; Insecta; Hemiptera; Delphacidae
Exons: 5
Coding region: 126-515 (129 amino acids)
Source: RefSeq, a predicted model, not a curated record
UGUCAGAGUCGUUAUCCACGUUUCAACAACAACGUUUCAUUCUUCAAGUCUUUAUCCUUCAGACUAGUCUCCAUCCUCUGGACUUUACUUAAACUUCAUCUUCUAGACUUCAGAGCAAGUGCAAUAUGCAUAUCUCCACUAUUUGCCUACUGACUAUUUUUCUCCAUAGCAUUGCAUCAGGAGCAAUACCGGAAUCUAAAUCAUGGAACGAAUUUGAAGCCAUGAUGAAAGGUGGUGGCACAUAUUGCUUAAUUGUAGUUUAUAAUUACAACAUGGACGAAAACUUGAAAGCUAUUGAGCCAGUUUGCGAAAACUACCCAUCUGUCAAAUGCUACUAUGGAAUUCAAGGUGCGAGCAAAAGCAAUCAGCCACAUACUUCUUUCGAUAAUCAUUUCAAGAACCCGGCAACACCUGCCUUUUUUUUCUUCAAAAAUGGUCAACAGGUAAAAGUCAUUGCACACUCGUCUACGGGCAUAUCUAUGGUAGACGUUGAUGCGGCAUUCAAAUCCUUGUAAACGUGUGAAACGGGCUACAAUGUUUCAUUGGAAACAAAAUAUUAUUAUUCAAAUAUCCAAUGUGGAAAUUGUUUGUUUGUUUGUGAUGCUCUAUAUUUCUUCUGGAAUCUUUCUUCCAUGAAUAUAGAGUAGAGCUAUCUUUCACCUAUUGUGUUAAUCAUCUAUAAAUUAUUUUCAUUUAUUGCAAUAAUAGCUUUUAUAUUCUAUUGCUGGAGCUACAGAAACUGCUGGUUUCUAUCGUGCUAUAAUGGUUUCUAUCAUAUCAUAAUACUAGCGGGUAACCCGUGCUCUGCGGGGUUUUAAAACUUGACAAAAUGAAAACUUGACCGAGUGGAAUCUUGAAGCGUUUGUAGUAUGCCUAGAACUAUCCUCGGCUAAUUAAGAGAAUUUCAUACUUUUCAAAUAUAUUUCUGAGAACAGCCCCCU